This is a messenger RNA of Phaeodactylum tricornutum CCAP 1055/1, 1815 nucleotides long. RefSeq lists its product with no specific name. Lineage: Eukaryota; Bacillariophyta; Bacillariophyceae; Surirellales; Neidiaceae. The record is from RefSeq and is a predicted model, not a curated record. Gene Ontology annotation, cellular component: mitochondrial small ribosomal subunit. Gene Ontology annotation, biological process: translation. The coding region runs from base 58 to 1815 and encodes 585 amino acids. The transcript has 2 exons. Gene Ontology annotation, molecular function: methyltransferase activity; structural constituent of ribosome.
CACAGUGUGGCUUCCUUGACUAUCCCAAAAAAUCCGAUGUUCAAUAAGUCAUAACGUAUGUUACACAGCAAGGAAUCAAACAUACUACUCAUGUCCCGUUUGGUUUUUCGAAAAGCGUCUCUAAACAGCGCCAGCAGUCGAGCCAGAGCCGUCCUCCGCCAUCCGUGUAAUAGCGCUCCAGAGAAUGGUUCGUUCCUUGCGCCGUCGCUAGCGAACACUCACCAUUCGCACAGCCUCCACGUAGUGAGCAAUUUUUGCACGAGUCUGGUCCGACGAGUCUUCUCGACGACGACAUCAUCAACGGACGAAGAUGUUACCGAUGAGAUAAUCUCGGACGAUGAAGAUUACUUCAUUGGGUCGAGCACAAAGCCGGAACCAUGGAAAACACUGCUUCAAAUUCCUGCCCGCGCUGCAUGGCGCGUGGCAUCGCCGCAUAGUGAUACACCUUUGGAUAAAGCUCGUCAGUCUGUUUUGGAUGAAGGUUCUCGAUCUAAUAAGCAAUUGCACAAGUCCUACUGCGAUAAAGUAGUAGACGUCCAUAGAGAGUUGUUGGGUCGCCGAGAACGAGAACGACUCCGCAUUCUACGAUCUCGAGAGUAUAAGCCGCGAGAAAUCAAGAAGGACGCGGCAAUUCAACCCGUCUUGUACGGCCCUGAUGAAACCUUGGCUGCUUUUAAAUUUCGUCUACUGUCGAACUAUGCGAUUGCGUUUCGCGUCUUGGAUGAGGCCAGUAGUCUGUUGGGGCCCAACAAAUGGAGACCGAAGAGAGUUAUCGAUUUCGGAAUUGGGUGUGGAAGUGCCGCGGCAGCAGCGAUGGAAGUUUGGGACGAUAUUGAAUGGGUCCACGGAAUCGACUCCUCGCAAGCAAUGCGAGAGGGCGCUCAGCUUUUCUUGGAAGAUUAUAUUAAACAUCAAGGAAGAGAGAACGGCCCAGUGCGCGUUACCUUGUCGGGGCAUCUUUCGGUGGAAGUGGCACCGCCAUCCUUUGAUCUCGCUCUAUUUUCCUAUACAGCCAUGGAACUAUCACAUAGCGCGGGGAUCCUGGCCGCAGCCGGGUCAUUGUGGGAAAAGCUUCUUCCUGGAGGUAUUUUAGUCAUGAUUGAACCGGGUACACCCGACGGAUUCAGUUCUGUUCGAAUAGUACGUAAUAUGUUGCUUGAAUGCUGUCCUCCUAAUCAAUCGCAAGCGGGUGGCGACGAAUGCCAUGUUAUUGCACCUUGUACACACAACGGGCCUUGUCCCAUGGAACGAUACCAGGAGCUUGUCGAUGAACGACGAACACAGCAAGAUGUUCCAGAGCCAUCCGUCGAUCCCGUUUCCCCAGGCCGCAAGGGUAAGGACAAAUCUGGCGAGCUUGAGGGACGCGAGGACGUUGAUGAAAACGACGGUAUUCGUACCGGAUUUUGCAGUUUUGUUCAAACAAUGCCUGGGGCGUCGUGGAAUAGCAAAGGUGAAAAGUUCUCGUACCUUGUGGCACAGAAGAGACUUACAGGAGAAUCUUUGGACGAGCCCCACCCUUUUGCUGACGACGACUUGCUCGCUUUGCUAGAGCGCACACACAGAUCGCCGAAUGACGUUCAAACUUUCCAGGCUGCCAUCGAUUUGGAAGAGAGAUACAUAGAUUCUGAGGACGACACUUUAGGACUCGAGCUCCUUCGAGGCGACAGAGCCCGGGCGUCGUUCGGAAGAAUCGUGAAUGCACCCAAAAAGAAGAAGGGCCACGUAUCGGCACAAAGUGCGCAAAAGCUUGUCAAAGAUCGUACCUGGUAUAUAUGCAGCGGCAAGAAAAAGUCGGUGGGGCGGAUUCUUUCCUGA